CUUGUCCUGGUAAAUCAGACACAGGCUUCAUUAUUUUUAGUCUUGUUAAUAAAAGUUGCCAUAGCAACAACACCAUCAUCCAGGGCAAAUGUUAUCUCUUUAAGUCAAUAACACAGGAGCUGUCCCACAAAUGCCUGAUGCUUUCAGAGGAAAAAAUGCCUCUCCAAUAAAUGAGUUUCUCCUAAGUCUUCACCAUUCAUCUUCAUUUGUAAGGCUCAGAACUCUUCCCUCCUGUAAAUAAGAGAUAUUAAAAGCAGUAUACAACUUUGUAAGAUCCAAAGCUGACCUUUCUUGUGCCUCUUUGUAGAAAAUCGUUAAUUCUAUUAGUUCCAUGAAACAUGUAGCUUUAUCUGUGGCUUUUUGAUUCAGCCACAAGAGGCAUAAUGAUAAUUAAUUUGACCGUUGGGCAGAGCACUGUGUAUUCUGAGGGACCAGAGGGGAAAGUCAUUUGGGAGCAUGCACAUACACGUUUUCUCAACUCCAAAGACACCGUGUUCAGGGAAGCAGCAAAUACCUUAGCUGCUCUGGGCCUUCACUCAUUCCUGAGGAGCAGGGUGGGUGCUCAGUCAGCCCUGGCUGGCUGAGUCUGUUCCACUUUAUUUUGGGUCAGAACCAAAAUUAUUUGGGAACAUUCAUGAAAGUUUAUUAAUGGAAUUUUGCAACUAUGGUAAAUUUGUAUCCCCCAGAGUGUUAGCUUUGGACCUUAAAAAUUACUUCAACUUCCCUUUUCUCCUACUGAAAAGCAUGUUAAUUGUAGCGUCAGGCCACAGCCCCACAGGGUAGCUGGGGAAGUAAUUUGGGCCUCUUGGUAGCAUUCUUUUACAAUGCUGCUAGGGCCCCAUGGUCCCCAAAGGCUUUGCUUCCUCUCUUCUCAGACUCACAUUUUUCUUUCCCUCACAUCUAAAAUCUUUGAAGUUGGGUAUGCCUGAUAACUGCUGCCAUGAUACAUUUUUUUUAUUGGCAGCUUCUUAUUUCUUAGGGGGUGCACAUAAUGAUGAGUCUCCUGGGAAGGAGAGGGCAGCCAUAUAGAGUCCCUGUGCACCAGGUGCCAAGCUCUGUGAUGAGCCAUUGGUAGACAUUCUAUUACUACACGUUCAUUUGACCUCUAGGAAGGGGGCAUUUUCAAUGUGUGGGGAGAUGGGGCAGAGUGGUUUAUAAGUCUUGUCCUUGAUCAUAAGUUAGCAAUUGUCAGAGUCAAGGUUUGAACAAAAUUUUUACAAAACUUUAUGGUAAUGAAAUGAUGCUGUUGGAUUCUCCAUCUAACUUGCCCUCAGCUGUUCUCUUUAUAAUAGAGUUUGCAUAAAUAAUAAAUAAUAAGAUAAAUAAAUAAUAAAGAAUAAAGAUAAUAAAGUUAUACAUUUUUAUAAAAAAAUAAUGGAGUUUGCAAAUCAAUAGAUUUUGGAGCUGGAAAGGAUGUCAUGUGUCCUGCAGUCUAACCCUCCAUGUUACAGGUGAGGAAACUAGGCUGAGAGAAGGUACUUGCCCAAGGGUAGGAAGUUAUACCACCGAGAACCAGCAGGGCUGAGCCAGGAGAGAGCAUUUCCAGGCACACAGUGCACACCCAGGCCUCUCUCCCAUGUUGUUACAAGGCAAACCAAACCCAUCUGCCAUGUCAUGGGACCAAGUCUUUAGAAAUAGGUAGGUUACAAAGUGACAGGGCUUCCAUUUCUCCCACUGUAAAAAAGGAUAAACGAUAAUUGAUUUACAGAAUUGUUGGGAAGUUUAGAGAUGGCUCCUGGUGCCCGAUGCAGAGGAGAGGCCGGGUAACCGGAAAGGGCCAUUAUUGGACAGUGAGCAACAUGGCCCUUGGAGCUCAGGAAAGAAAGGUGCUGUGGGUCUCUCUUUGUUGUGUGCCAUUAUUUUGUGAUUCUGCAGACGCAAGGCUCUAUGUUCCAGGCCCAGAAGGCUUGAGCAGCCCUCUUCAGAAACAGCUCUCAGUUGUUCUCAGCUCGUGGGCUCACGGUGGCCUGGCAAGUUAGAAAAAUCGUGGCAGGAAACAGUGUGUCCCACAGUGUCUGGCUUUGAUUGUGCUACUUAUAGGCUGAAGGGCUAAAGAAAGUCCUUUGUUCCAAGCUCAAAGCACAUGUAGUAAUCUGAUUCUAGAGACAGGGAGUUGCAUCGAUGAGCAUUGUUACAGGUUUUGAAACCCCAAACCUUUGAUGAGUAUUGUAUUUGUUUAAAGGAUACCUUUCUUUGAAGAAAAUGAAGAUGUUUAAACUUCAUUGUUUAGUUAUAUUAGCUCUUCAACAUGCAUCUUAACUGUCUCUGGCUGUCAUGAUUUGCUGUGAUAUGUAAAUUCCUAAGGGCAUAGAUGUUGUCUAUUUCAUUUACCUUUCAGAGAACCCAGAAGAAUGCCUUCACCAAGUAGGUUUUUAAUCCAUCUGCAUGCUGUUAUUGCAGACUGAAAUAUAAACUGUCACAUGCUCAUAAAAAUGACUAUUCUGUUCUUAUUUUAACCUUUUAAAAUAAAAAAGCAAACAUUUCCAUUAGAACAGCAUUGAAUGUCUUCCUCUACAGGACAAAUGCAUAAAUAUUGGUUUAUUGUAAUUUAAAAAUAUUAAUAUCAAUUGAUUUUCUAAAGUAAAACUCUGGCCAGUGUAGAAAGUGUGGAAAAAUGCUGAAAAUUAUAUAGAAAAAAUGAAAAGUCACCUUUAAUUCCUAUGAUUCAUUUUAAAAUGUUAUUAAUAUUAUUUACUACUUAAGUAACUGUAAAACUGUCAUCAUGAUCUUCCUCUUUCCAUUAGUGAUCCCAUGUUCUUUCCAGUAAGAAUUAUUGUUUUGUAAUUUUUUUUAUGUGUUGAAAUAUGUUGUGAGUUCAAGGAAAAAGUUUGCCAUGGGCUGCUAGUGACUUGCUCCUAUUUCAAAGAAAACUGUGGUUACCAUGAAGGAAAAUUUAAUCCAUCUUGCCCCAGUGCAUUUAUUCUCUCAAAACCAGGUGAACCACCUCUGCUGAUUUCACUGGGAUUAUGUCACCCACCAAGGCAACUUUCUGUUUCAGUAGGUGAUGCUAACAAACAAAACAACUCCCUUUAACUUAAUUGGUUUUGGAAAAUAGAGACUGGCUUUAUAUUCCACAGCUUUGAUGUGCUUAGUUGUUCCUGCAAGGAUCUGCCUCUCUUUGGCUUUGAUUGACAAGACCUUUCCUAUAUAUUUGGGCAACCAACCAGCCCAGUAACAGAAGGUAGAGACGUUUACCCAGAGCAGACUUUUACCACUCAUUGUGACACUUGAGUGUAAGUGUCAGCUCCAAAAGAAGAGUUGGGCCCAUUCAAGGUCAGGUAAGUGCCUCUCUGCUUUGUAACUUCAUUCCUCCUGUGGAGAAGCCCAAGAACUUCUAUGAUGACAGGGCAGAAUCAGGAACUAUGACAGCAGAUCAGAAUUGCUGCCUGCCUUGAGUGACAAUGACUUGGGGUAUUCAAGUAUAGCCCCCCCCCCCCCAGUCAUUCAAGUGUGUUCAGGAAAUGACCAAGACCCAGUGAUAAUAGCUGGGAAUUUUGCCUUUGAGGCUUCCCAUUAUUUUGAAUUUAAAUUAAAUCACAAUUAGAUAAUUAAUACAGUAGAAGCAUAGAGCAGAAGCAAUCUGUAGUAAACAGGACACAGCUUUAUGAAUGUCCAUGUCUAUGCAUCCAUGUUUUUUUGUGGGUUGGUUUAGAAACAAUACAUGCCAUUAUUAAUAUUUAUCUACCUUCCUCAUUCAUUCCUCAGCCAUGACACUGAAACUAUAAUUUUGAGCAAAGUAUGAAGCCUGGCACCCAAAUACCCUGAACUGUAAUAAAAAUAAUUUUUGUGCACUCAUGUAUUUUCUCAAGAUAUGCGUGAUUUUUGGUAUUAUUCAUAUUUUGUGUUAAUUUUGAAGAGAACAUUGGAACACAUUGCUUUUUUUGUCAUAGACGGGCUCAAUGUUUUAGUUUUUCUAAUUCUCUCUAAAUAUAUUUUUUAUUUGGGCCUAUUAAUUUUAUAAAACAUUGGGUUUCAAUGUGAUAUUUUCAUACAUUUGCAUAUAUUUUGAUCAUAUCCAUCUCUCCUUAAAUUUCUUUAACAUACAAGUUAACUCCAGCAGUGGAGUUGCAAAAAGGAAAAUCCCAAGAAUGCACUUUGAGGGUUGGGAAUCUAGAGAGAUCCAUGGAAUCUAUACUGGAGCCAGUUAUAGAAGACUUUGGGCACCAAUGUUGGAGUUUAAUGGAUAUUUACAUUUCCUGGCUCACUUUCCCUGAAAGAGCAAGGUCCCUUUGAUAGCAACAUACAUAUCUUGGCUCCACCACUGGAGGCAGUAGGGUUUUUCAACUCUGUUUCCUUUCCCUCUCUGGAGGAACAUCAUGAAGCUGGCGUGCCUUUUCCUGAGUGCCAUGGCCCUACUCUUUCUGUGUGGCUGUGGCUCUGUCCUUGGCACCUCCAGUGGUGACCUGCGCACCUUUGUGGGCUGUGCGGUGAGGGAGUUUACCUUCCUGGCCAAGAAGCCGGGCUGCAGGGACCUUCGGAUCACCGCCGAUGCCUGCUGGGGCCGCUGUGAGACCUGGGAGAAACCCAUUCUGGAGCCCCCCUACAUUGAAGCUCAUCAUCGAGUCUGUACCUACAAGGAGACCAAGCAGGUGACCGUCGAGCUGCCUAACUGUGUCCCUGGAGUCGACCCUUUCUACACCUACCCUGUGGCUGUCCGCUGUGACUGCGGGGCCUGCUCCACAGCCACCACCGAGUGCGAGACCAUCUGAAGCGGAAGUGGCCUGCCCCAUGCAGCUAAUGGCCUUGAGCUUAGCAGACUUGCUAGUGCGCAGCACAAGCAGCGAUGCUGCCUGGACUGAAGGCUGUUUGUUUCCACUGUGCCUAAGGAGGUCGGCUGUCUCCCUGAGGUUCAGUUUAGGCCCGAGGCCCGGAGGCAGCACACUUCUGUUAAAAAUGCAAAACAACUUUAGAGCUUUCACCAAAAGAAUUUGUCUUUCUCAUACAUUUGCAUAUUAGUUUUCUUUUGCCUUGAGCCUUGUGCCAUAAUUUGUAUAUUGUAGCCUCUCCUACCCCUCAAUAUGGACUGAUGAAUAUCACGAUUUCAAAUGUAUUGGGUCUACGUAGGAAUUAGGGCUGGAAAAAUUUCACAUUCUAAAUUCUAAAAAUUUCACCACUGAUCUCCACCUAGAUUUGUGAUUAAAGGGCUAGAAACAAUCAAAACCAACCUACCAGUAUUCCUUCCCUGAAAGGAAAUCCAACUGCAAGUUUCCUUAGAGAAAAUUCUUUUAACUGAGCAAUUAUCUUCACAAGAAAUAGGGACCGCUCAGGUUGAUAAAGAGAAGGGAAUUGAUAAAGAGACUUUCUCCAAGUAAAAGGUGUUUGGAUUUGGCUAAUUCAUUCCCAAGAAAAGUUCCUUAAGUUCCCUUAAGGUCUUUAAUAUGGAGGCUACUUUGUGAUAAAACAAAUGAACAAACUCAGAAAAAAAAAAAAAAAAAAGAAACCAGAAGCUGUCAUUUUGGCUUAAAAACUUCUGAAACAAAAGUCACAUUUUUUGGGCCAGGGAUUUAGCUCAGUGGUUCCACCGCCUGCCUCGCAAGUGCAGGGUCCAGAGUUCAAUCCCCAGUACAAAAAAAACCAAAAACCAACAAAAAACCCCCAAAUUUUUGGAGUGAUAUUUUCCCAAAGAUUGCAAAAUGGCCAAUUUCAAAUACCCCAGUCUAUUUAGCAUAUUUUAAAUUUAAAUUGUAAUCUCAGAAAUUUAACAUAGCUGUAGGGGUAGAACUGCAGUGCUGCCUCAGAAGGAAAAGUCUGACUACUUACUUAGCUUUUGCCCCUGCCUUUCCUACAUUUACAGCAGCUAAUUCUGUGACUUAAAAAAAACCCCUGUAGUUUUAUGCAAAUGUCUUUAAUUUUGGCAUUUUGGGGUUGGAUGUAAUCUUGUUCAUUUUUCAUAAUAUGCCAGGGAAAUCUACAUUAAUGCCAAUAAAGCAUGUUCUCUGCCUUUCGAAUUCAUGCAAAUUUUCAGAAAUCUUUUUAGUCUUUAAUAUAUUUGGUAUAACAUUAGGAAGAACACUAAAAAUGAACUAUAAGGCUAUUUUUACUUAAGCAUUAAUCUGGCAGGGAGGAGAACAUGUUUAGUAAGGGACACAGACAGAUGCCUUUGGGUAGCAUAAGCCCCAGAGGUGGCGUGAUCUGCACCGCCUGACCCAUCACAGCUGGAGCCAGGAACCCCCCUUGAAGGAGGAGUCAGUGGGUCCCCCUAGAAAACAGUGGAGCACAUGUUGAUACUGGUGGUCAGCUUCGGGGAUGUGGGGACCAAGGACAUGGGCACAAUCUAUCCGACUCUUGGCAGAUCUGUUGUCAGGAAAGGAAGUCCCUCAACCUGAAAAGGGGUUGAGUGUCUGCUGUGUCACCAGGACAGUGGGAGACCAUGAGACAUGAUGCUGUAGUGUUCUGAGCCCUUCCCUAGGAACUCUGCCCUGGAGUUUCUGAGACAGGAAGGGGUUGCCAGAGUUUGAGAAAAGAUGGCCUCAGUCAGGAAGCAAGCGAGGAGAGUUUAGUGAAGAGACUAUUUGUAAAUAUAUGGGCAGAGUCAAGGAAACUAACAAAGACAGGUGAACUGCUUCUGGUUUGGAAGCCUUAGGUGGCCCUAGGCUGAAGGAACAACAUACCGACACUGACACCAUGUAGAAAGGGUGAGCGAGAAUAAACACCCUCCCUCCACUCUCCUCCUAUCUCCCGGUCUUCUGUUAAAUCAAAUGGGAGUCAAAUGGAAGCUCAAGAGUAAGAGCCCAUUGAUUUGGCCUGUAAAUGUUGGCUUCCUGGGCAGCAGAUUGAAGAAGGAUGGAGAAUAGAUCAAAGGGGGCAAAUGGAUAAAAUCCAGCACAGAUCUCUCAGGAGGCUCAGUGGGCAGUGAUAUUGGCUGUGAGGGCAACGAGGCGUGCUGUGUAUCAUUAAGACUUUCCAAGGGUGAACUGGUGGGAUGCUCAUGGAAAGGUGAACACUUCCUAGCCUGUAACAUUUGAGAGGUGCAAGGACCAUGGUAAUUAUAAGGAUUGUGGGAUUAGUUGGUUAAGUAUAAUCAAAGCCCUCAGGGUAUGGCAUGAAAACUGCAUUUGAAGAGGUUUUUUUUUUUUUCCUUAUGCAUCUGGAAGGUAGAGAGUGUGAAAAUCAGGCUUAAUAUCUCAAUGGGAGAGCAGCUCAAUUACAAAAAGGCUGAAUCCACUACCUUGAAAAAUCUCCUACCUUUAACUUAUGGUCCUAACAGGGAAGAAGGGGACACAAAGACACACAUUUGAUGUACUAAAUGUACUUGAGAUUGAUUCCCCUGUAGAAGGACUUCCUGUUCCUCUUUGUCAUAGGAGAGCAGACUCCCCUUACUUGGAGAACUUGUGGGGCCCCCAUCGGAGGAGGUUGUUUUACAUGAUGAUAUUUAGCCUUCUCAAAUACUGCCCAGAACCCCUUAUGUUCUAGAUGAAUAAUUAGAGCCAAGUCUCAGGAUGUUCUGCUGGGGAAAGACUUGCCCUUUAGUGGGAGGAAUGAGACACUCCACUAAAAGAGCUCUAGAACCUAAAGAUGCAAACCAGGAGGGCUUGCUAGAAAGCACUUGGCAAUGAAUCUUGAGAGUGUCAGACUGGAAGGAGAGAGGAGAAUAGCAGAAUAUAAGACUGGGUAAGAAGAAUUUGUGCAUUGGGCAGCACUGUCAGAAUUUACCAUCAUCAUAAGCGUACAGGAUCUAGUACCAGUGUGCAGCUGGGUGGCUCCUUCAAGCUUGGGGAAAUGGUGACCUGUGUUAGUGACAAGAAGAUGCCUGAACUGUCUUGGAAAAGUGCUGGGGAGCAGAAGAUUGCGGUAUGGGUUAUUGCACGGGGCUCUAGAACUCAUAGUAGCUACGCUCACCACUCAUCAAGAAGGUCUGGAGGAUGUUCCCUUCUUGAAAGCAAAAAGGGUUGCACUUAUGGGGUCACCUGUGUCAUAGAAAGGUUCCAUGGUGGCUGUCCUUUGUAGCCAGAGGAAGUUGCCAUGGAGCUGGGUUUCCUGGUAUGGGCAGAGGUGACAGGGUUCUGUGAAGCAGAGACCAGUUGUGACACAGCCAUAAGAAGUGAAGUACACAUAAGCUAUAACAUGCAUCAGAGCUACACUCGCAACCAGAGGGCUAUAGCCUACAAAUUGUGUGGGGUGGCUAAUCAUCUGGGGCAUUAGAAAAGUUAUUAAUGAAAAAGAAGAAAGUACGUGUCAGGAUUCUUCUUGUCUCCUUCUCUUCUACUUCUCUACUUCUCUUCUCUUGUCUCCCUUCCAUUCACAAACACCUACUAGCUCUAAUUUUAGGCAAGGAAUUGUAUUUGGAAAUAGAAAUAUAAAUACUGUUACCUCUUAUAGCUUAAAUCCAGAUGUCUCCCCAAAGCCUCAGGUACUCAUAGGUGGGGCUUUUCAGAGGUAGCUGGAUCUAGGGUGUGAAUAUGAAUUAAGAGUGUAUGAUAACUAAAUUAGUCCACUGAUUGGUUUUGUAUAGUUCUGGGUGUGGAUAAUAGGAAGGCCUACCUGGAUAAGGGUAGCACUAGCCAAUUGGCUUAUAGCCUGAAUGGAAUAAAAGGGAAAGAGAAGCUGCUACUUCCUGCCUAUCAUGCCAUGGACUGUUUCUCCUCUGCCAUGCCCCUCUGCCAUGCCACUUUGCCUUGGAGCCAACUGACUAAGGACUGAAACCUCUAUGAACUGUGAGCUAAAA
This is a messenger RNA of Heterocephalus glaber (naked mole-rat), 8665 nucleotides long. It is a transcript of the gene Gphb5, whose product is annotated as glycoprotein hormone subunit beta 5. The record is from RefSeq and is a predicted model, not a curated record. Gene Ontology annotation, molecular function: hormone activity. Gene Ontology annotation, cellular component: extracellular region; cytoplasm. NCBI's taxonomy places the organism in Eukaryota, Metazoa, Chordata, Mammalia, Rodentia, Bathyergidae. Gene Ontology annotation, biological process: regulation of thyroid hormone receptor signaling pathway; G protein-coupled receptor signaling pathway.